ACCACAACAACUACUAUUACAACUGCUAGCUGGUACUGCUACUGCUAUACGGCUACUGCUACUGCUACAGCUACUACAACUACUACUACGACGACGACUACUAGUACUAGUACUACUACCACUACUGCUACUACUACUACUUCUUCUACUACUACUACUACCACGACGACUACUACGACGACUACUACUACGACGGAAACGCCCGUGAGACAACAUUGGAUUCAAGAGACGAUCGGUCUGACCAGAAGUGUUUCGAGGCGGAAAAUAUUUCCCUGGUUUGCCCCUUAGGAGUGGCGAAAGGCUGUCCACCCUUUCUGACCUCAGACACUGGAAGUCUCCCACGAGGAUGUGAACUCGGCCUCCUUUCAGGCUUCGACCCUGCAAUGGCCGAGGACUCUCAGGGCUCUCUUUUCCUGCCGAAGCGUCCGACCGUGACCCUCGGCGACCAGGGCUUGCUUGGUGCCCAGCUCGCGUUGAGAUUGUUGGACCUCGCCGGUGACAGCGGCUUGGCAGCCGAUGCUUGGGCUCUUGACAAGCAGGGGCCGAAGCAUUUGGGCACCUGGAGAUUCCCUCCAACGCAUCGCUGGACAGCUCUUUGUCACGCCCAUGGCCGGAUCUUUGUUCUGGGUGCUCAGGCGGGCGGCAGCGAGCUUUGGAGCUUUCUGAUGCCGGACGGGAGAAAGGCCGAGUCGGGGCAGAACGGCGUCGGUGUAGCCUGAAAGGAUCGUGGUGUGAGCGUGGUGUGAUCGAGGUGACGUACGACGAACGAGAGGAAGAAGAGAUGAGAUGAGGAUGUGAAGUCGAGAUGCAAACUGCUGAUGUCAGACUCGGAAAACGGGUG
Durusdinium trenchii is the source of this 841-nucleotide messenger RNA. NCBI's taxonomy places the organism in Eukaryota, Dinophyceae, Suessiales, Symbiodiniaceae. The record is from the annotation of a GenBank genome assembly.